Molecule: messenger RNA, 1575 nt
Organism: Penicillium salamii
Lineage: Eukaryota; Fungi; Ascomycota; Eurotiomycetes; Eurotiales; Aspergillaceae
Source: the annotation of a GenBank genome assembly
AUGACUUCCGACUCGGCCAAAGGGCCACCCAAAGGUGGUAUGUCGCUUUAUGCGAACCUACUGGGGGACUCCACAGAUGCGCCAGGAACCAUCUCUCGCGCACCAGUAGUCUUCAAACAGACCUCCGAGCCCGAGCCGCAAGAGGACUCGGCGGCUAAAAAGCAACAUGUCAACCCUGCUUCUCUCCGAUUCCAGCCCACCAAAAGACCCCAACAGUCUACGCAAAGGUCAAAGCCAAAGCCAAAGGUAGCGCCCCAGCCAACACCCAACCAGCCAUCGGUGCCAGUGAAGACAACCAUGGCAGACUGGACUUCGAGGGAGGAGGAUGACCAGGAGUACUACGGCGGCAAUAACGGCAAUAAACGACAACGCGGCGGGCGAAAGAAGCGCAAGAAGAACCCCCACGAGCAAGUACAUGUUGCCGAGGACUGGGACGCCCCUUAUGACCCCACCUGGCCAACCAACUAUCAAGAAUAUCGCAAUAGCGAUGAGAAAAUCCGCGAAGUCCAAGAAUGGAAAGACCUCCUGUACAGACAUCGCAUGCGGCGUUCUCCAACCAUGGACUCGGACAGUGAUGAUGACCGACCAACUAAUCGUAUGCGCCGAUCUACCACAGGCGAUAAUUGCAGAAAUGGACUGACUGUUUCUCAAGGACAAUUUGCACCGCCGAGCUUCGCGCCCCCACCUAACAUCAACGAUGUACCUCCACCUCCUCCAGCUUCUACCCAGGUCCUGAAUGAGGCCUCUGGUGAGGACGCAUUCGCCCGACGCGCAGCUCUGGCUCAAAGCCAGCACACACAACCCCCACCCCCUCCGCCCGAGGAGCCAAGUCAAAUGCCACGCCCAAACAUCCCACCCGCUCAACCCAAACCUCUCGACACAUUCCAACCUAGCUCCGCCACAAUCUCUCGGGCCCCGGUACGCUACAACCUCCCACCCGCUCCUGAAGAUAUCCCUGCAACCGAAGCCGAACUGGAAGCCGCAUUCGCACAAGAAGAACAAGACCAAGAACCAAGUGAAGAUGCGCCUCGCUCAAAUCGACCGGGCCAGAAAGGAUUCGCGGAAAGAUUACUUUCCAAGUAUGGAUGGUCCAAGGGAACUGGACUUGGCGCCACUGGCUCUGGCAUGGUGAAGCCUCUUCAAGUUCAGGUUGAGAAACGCAAGAAGCGACCUGAUGCCGAAGGUGGUGGCUUUGUGACACCCGCUGGACGGGGUAAGAUCAUUGGAAGCAAGCAGAACGAUCAGUACGCCAGCAAGUUUGGGCCUAUGUGUGAAGUUAUCAUUCUUCGGGGCAUGCUGGAUGGUAUUGAUAUCGACUCGGAAAUGGCGAGUAGUCAUGAUGGUGGAGUGAUGCAGGAGAUUGGCGAGGAGUGCAAUGAAAAGUAUGGAACUGUUGAGCGGGUCUUCAUUGCUCGUGAUGCCGGUAUCCCUGUUCCUGUCUUUGUUAAAUUCGUCAGUCCGCUGUCUGCUCUUCGUGCUGUCAAUGCCCUUGAAGGUCGCGUUUUCAAUGGAAAUACUAUUGUGGCACGUUUCUUUGAUCGGGAGAAAUUCGACCAGGGCAUUUAUGAGGAUUGA